Artibeus jamaicensis (Jamaican fruit-eating bat) is the source of this 1124-nucleotide messenger RNA. Its product is annotated as mastin-like. Gene Ontology annotation, molecular function: serine-type endopeptidase activity. Gene Ontology annotation, biological process: proteolysis. The coding region runs from base 21 to 863 and encodes 280 amino acids. NCBI's taxonomy places the organism in Eukaryota, Metazoa, Chordata, Mammalia, Chiroptera, Phyllostomidae. The transcript has 6 exons. The record is from RefSeq and is a predicted model, not a curated record.
CCGAGGGGUUCAGGGGCAGAAUGCAGAGACCGGGCAGGAUGCUGUGGCCGCUAUUUCUGACCCUCCCCUGCUUGGGGGGCUUCAUGCCUGUGACCUCAGACCCUGGCCCAGGCGGUGAGCUGGUGGGCAUCGUGGGAGGGCACAAUGCCCGCCCUGGGAGGUGGCCAUGGCAGGUGAGCCUGUGGCACCGGUUCCAGGCAGAUAACAAGUGGACCUUCUGCUGUGGGGGCUCCCUCAUCCACCCCCAGUGGGUGCUGACCGCUGCCCACUGCAUUUCAGGGAAAAACCCAGUGCCUGGGCACUUCAUGGUCCAAGUGGGACAAGUGACACUCUCAAACGAUCACAAAGUGCCAGUGUCUGCGGUCAUCUGCCACCCCAAGUACAACUUUACACAGGGGGUAAAAAGUGGGGCCGACGUGGCACUUCUCAAGCUGAAGGCGCCCGUGAGACUGUCCAACCUGGUCAACUGUGUCACCCUCCCACCAGCGAGUCUCACAGUCCCCCCAGGCACGAGGUGCUGGGUGACAGGCUGGGGUCACAUUGCUGUCAAUGAACCAUUGCCCCCACCCCACCACCUACAGGAGGUGGAGGUCCCCAUCGUGGCAGACAAAAUCUGCAGGCAGCAGUACCGCCUGAUCGGAGACUUUAUCAAGGCCGACAUGCUGUGUGCGGGGAGCAAGGGCCGGGACUCCUGCCAGUGUGACUCUGGGGGCCCCUUGGUCUGUAACUGGAGGGGCACCUGGUUGCAGGUUGGAGUGGUGAGUUGGGGUGAAGGCUGCGGCCUGCCCAACUUUCCUGGAGUCUAUGCCCGAGUGACAUCCUUCUUGUCCUGGAUCCAUGGCUACCUCCACUCCUCUACUUGAGCCCAGGACGUGGACAAGGAUGCUGCCCACAUGCGAUGGAGACAGUCCCUCUAGGGCACCUGGGGACCCUCCCGGCUCCUUCCCCGAAGCUAGCUCUUCAUUGCAUCUACUGCCCCUCCAAGCCCCUGCUCUGAGAUCCUUCUGCCUCUGCCCCCUCCUUCAGCAUUCCGUCCCUCCCCUGACAGGUAGAAGGGAGAGGCGGGGCUGGGGCCGGGGUGGGAGGCAGCAUCCCAGGACUCCGGCCCACUCUGUAGCUCAUUA